Owenia fusiformis is the source of this 1804-nucleotide messenger RNA. The record is from the annotation of a GenBank genome assembly. Lineage: Eukaryota; Metazoa; Annelida; Polychaeta; Sabellida; Oweniidae.
AUGUUUUACUAUCAUGCCAUUAUACUCAAGGAACUCAACUAUCUAAGAACAAUAUGCAGUUAUAGUAGAUGCAAUAUCCAUACAGUUCCUUCAACAACCUGGAUCAGACAUUCAACAUUGGAGGAACGCAAAGUCAGAGUCACAAUUGCAGGUGAUGUCAGCUCGUCAAGUGCAGGAGACGAAACGACCGACUCCAACAUCGACUUUCCAAGACCUGCAUUGACGUCAAACAUGGAACUUUAUCAGAGGUCUGGAGGCAUGCAUCUAUCUGUAUGGUUGCUGGCAGUUGUGGUUUUUGCCUCAAUAUCACACACUGAAAGUAUAACCGACAGCGAGAAGACAGCAAUUCAACUAGGCUUGGAAACUGGAAAAGAACUCCUGGACGUUAUAAAAGACAAAGAAUUUACCAAAGCUUUGACAAAAAUAGCUGGGUCGAUAGGACCAUUUCUUGGUGUAUUGGGGCCCUUUGCUAGUCUUAUUAUGGUCUUUAUUCCGACAGGAGAUUCCGCAGAGUUGGCGUUCAUGAAAGAAAUGAUGAAAAAGAUUGACAACAGAUUUGAUCAAGUGGAUUCCCGCUUCGAUGAUAUCGAACGCUUGAUUGAUUGGGUAGCUGUGGCAGUAAGUUUCGGUCAGAUAGAGCAAAAGAUAAUGGCGAUGAGUGACGAAUAUAGACUUUUCUAUGCAAGUGAUGCACCGGCGUCGAAUAAGAGUUAUGUGUUUAAGAUGCACUACGAAAAUGAUUACCAGAACAGUGGGUCAAAACUGUACCAUGCAAUCGUUAACAAACAAGGAAAGUUUCAGGAAAAUCUCGGAGAAUCGAUUAUGCGCUACACCAUUAAUGAUCGCAAAAAGACUCAAGACUUUCUUCUGGGCGUUAUGAGGCUCCUCUUGCAGGCAGUUAAGAUUGAUAUUACCUAUUACACCCUUCAAGGAUUUGAAAAGAUCGCAGAAGAGAGGACGGACGAUUGGAAGGAAAAGAUUCUAAAAGUGAACUCUAAUUAUAAAGAGAUUGACGAUGCUGUUAGAGGAAAGUACUUUGACCAGUCCGAAAUUGAUAUUAAAAAGCUUUCUGCCGACAAUUAUGGAGUGAGUAACGAACAAUUUCAUAGCCUUCUGUACGAUAUGUUAAGUCAGAAGUACUAUUGGAUCGAUUGGUUUGUCGUUGUGUAUAAUCCUAUAACUGGGUCCGAGAAACAUCAAACGAGUACGUGUAGCGGGCAUAUCUUAUUUCGACAAGACGGCAGAAACAUACUGGCGUCGGGAAGAUACAAAACUUCCCCUAAAAUGGGCGAGAUAGUAAAAACUCUCAAAGAGACGGCGAUAACAUUUGCUACUCAAUUCUUUAUCGUCAAUGAACUGAAUAGUGCCCAAGUAGCUUACAAUGCCAUCAUCAAGGUAGUGAAGCCUGUAUGCAGUCUUUCUGUCAUUUGGUCGGAUGCAGAUGUUUGGUACAAGGGCGACCCCACUAGAGUAAUCUACUACGAUUUCAAAUAUAUGAGACAUAGCCGCUAUGAUAUUUUGGUGUUUGAUUAAACAUUUAUAUACUGACUUUUUAAAUAAAAAUGUGAUUUUCACAUUGGUGGUGGUAAAGGUACUAGAAUGAUAUGCCACUUUGGAAAUCUUAGGUUAUGAUAAGUCAAACAUGUACGCCCCUGGGGUGUGUUUCUUUAUCAUUUUUAUGUAAAAAAUAAAUGAAUGAAAAUGGUGAACGCAGAAUUUUUUAAUUACCGUCUCUAAUUCUUUAUUAAACCCUUUGUAAAAUAUAAUUUGAGAAAUGAAUAAAUUAUCAAUAACUGCUUUGAAA